This is a messenger RNA of Arvicola amphibius (Eurasian water vole), 736 nucleotides long. It is a transcript of the gene Acyp1, whose product is annotated as acylphosphatase 1. Bases 93 to 548 code for a protein of 151 amino acids. Gene Ontology annotation, molecular function: acylphosphatase activity. NCBI's taxonomy places the organism in Eukaryota, Metazoa, Chordata, Mammalia, Rodentia, Cricetidae. The record is from RefSeq and is a predicted model, not a curated record. The transcript has 3 exons.
UCUGCAGCUCAGAUCAGCGCUGCCUUGGGGCGGGGAGAGGAGAGGCUUUUCUGGGGCUACAUCAAAGAAGAACUUGCAUUUCCCUGAGAACGAUGCUCCCAGACCUUAGGGAGAAGGGUGGAGCCCCUAGAUGGGCUGCGGAGUCACCCUGCCACAAGAUUCGGGGAUCCGCCCGGCUAGUGGGAGUGGGACUGCUGAUUGCCCUUCUGAGCGCACUUGGCUGCUGCUCCCAGGCCCCAGGUCUGAGCAUGGCAGAAGGGAACACCUUGGUCUCAGUGGAUUAUGAAAUUUUUGGGAAGGUUCAAAGAGUGUUUUUCCGCAAGUACACUCAGGCUGAGGGCAAAAAGCUCGGUUUGGUGGGCUGGGUCCAGAACACCGAUCGGGGCACCGUGCAAGGACAGCUGCAAGGCCCCGUCUCCAAGGUGCGGAGCAUGCAGGAAUGGCUGGAGAAGAGAGGAAGUCCCAAAUCCCACAUCGACAGAGCGAACUUCAACAAUGAGAAAGUCAUCUCAAAGCUGGAUUAUUCAGAUUUUCAAAUUGUAAAAUAAUGACCUGAAUUUUAAUGUUUUCAAAAUUAUCUCCCUCCUUUUUUUUUUACUGACAAAGCACUAUUCUGUGAUCAGUAUUAGCUUUUGUAAGUUAUUUUAGCUGCGCAUUUGAAAGUUACCAUGUAUCACAUGUAUGAUGGAAUGCAAUUGUGUACAAUUCUAACCAAUAAAAACACACUAGAACCUGA